Messenger RNA from Knipowitschia caucasica, 1707 nucleotides. Lineage: Eukaryota; Metazoa; Chordata; Actinopteri; Gobiiformes; Gobiidae. The record is from the annotation of a GenBank genome assembly.
AUGUUGGUUUUGUGUGGGGUUUUGUGUGGGGGGGUGGUGGGGGAGUGGAAGUAUGGUUGUGUUGAUUGGUUGGGUUUUGUGGGGGGUGGUGGGUGUGGUGGGUGGGGGUUUGUUUUUUGGGGGUUUUGUUUGUGUGGGUGUUGUGGUGUUUGGGUUUGUGGGGUGGUGGUGUUGGUUGGGUGGGGUGGGUUGGGGGUGGGUGGUGGUGUGGGGGUGUUUUGGGGGUUAUUUUUAAUGGGUAUAUUUUGUGUUGUGUGUGUUUUUUGGGUUUGUUUUGUGUUGGGGUGGGGUUGGUUGUGUGUGUGUGGUGUGGUUGGGUGUGGGGGGGGGGGGUUUUGGUGUUAUGGGUGUGGGGUGUGUGUGUUUUUUGGUGUGUGGGGUUUUGUGGUAGGGUGGUUUUUGUGUUUUUGGUGGGGGGUUUGUUUGGUGGGGUGGGGGGGUUGGGUGUUUGGUUUAUGGGGAGGGGUGGUUGGGUGGUGGUUGGGUGGGGUUUUGUGUGUUGUUUGGUGUGGGGGUUUGGUUUUUGGUGGGUUGUGGGAUGGUAUGGGUAGUGGUUUGUUUGUUGGGGGGUGUAUGGGUUUGGUUGGGGGGGGGGGUGGGUGUUGGUUGGGGUGUUGGUGGUGUUUGUGUAGGUGUGGGAUGGUUGGGUUUGGUGGGAUUGGUUUGUUUUUGGUUUUGGUUGUUGUUUUGGGGGUUGGGGGGUGGGGUUUGUGGGUGGUGUUAGGGGGGGGUAGGUGGGGGGGGGGUGUUGGGGUGGGUUUGUAUUUUUUGGUUGUGUGUGUUGUUUUGGUUUUGGGUGGGUUUGGGGGGGUGGGUUGGGUGUGGGGGGGGGGUGGUAUUUUGUUGUGUGGUUUUUUUUUUUGGAUGGGGUGGUUUGUGGUUUGGUUUUUUAUGGUUUUUUUGUGGGGUGGUGUUUUGGUGGGUUUUUUGUGUUUGGGGGGGUUAGUUUGUGUUGGUUUGGGGUUUUUUUGUUGUUUUUUUUGGGUUGGUGUUUUUUUUUUUAUGAUUUGGUGGGGUUAUUGGUAUUUUGGGGGGGGGGGGGGGUUAGUUUUUGUGUGGGUGGUUGUGUGGUUGGGGUGUGUGGUUGUUGUGUUGGUGUGGGGUGGGGGGGGGGGGGGUUUGGUUUGGUGGGGUGGGGGGGUUGGUUGGGGUGUGGGUUUUUUGGGUUUUUGGAGGGGUGUGUGGGUGUUUGUUGGUGGUGUGGGGUGGUUGUUUGUUGUUGUGGUGUGGGGGGGGGUUUGGGUGGGUUGGGGGUGUGGUGUUUUUGUUUUGGUGGGGGGGUUUAUGGGGUUGGGGUGUGUGGUGUUGUGGUUUGUGGUGGGGGGGGUGUGGGGGUGGUUGGGGUUGGUGGGGGUGUUUGGUUUGGGGGUGGGGGGGUUGGGUGUGUUUGGGGGUGGGGGGGGUGGGUUGGGUUGGGGUUGUUGGGUUGUUUGGGUGUGGGUGGGGGUUGUUUGGGGGGGUGGGGGGGGUGGGUUUUUUUUUUGGUUGUGGGGGGGGGGUUUUUUAAUUGUGUUUGUGUUUUGUGUGUGGUUAGGGUGUUGGUUUUUUUGUGUUUUUUGGUUUGGGUGUGGAUUUGUUUUUGGUUGUGGGGGGUGGGGUUGGUUGUGGGGUUUUUGGGUUUGUUGUGUUGGUUUGGGGAUAUGGUGGGGUGUGUGGGGGGGUGGGUAUGUUGGUGUUGUGUUUGGUUUAGUGGGUUUUGUGUUUUGA